AUGGAUGAGGUUUUGAAAUUCAACGAAAAAAAAAAAUUAAUUACGUGCUUUACACUUACGUUUGAAAGGCUGUCUGUCAUGAGAGGUACGGAACCAAGCAAAUAUAAAUAUCUGCAACGUGAUCCGGGUGGAGCGAGGUCAAAAUGCAGACGGGGAUCUCGAAAUAGUCUUAGUAGAGAAAGCAAUGAUGGAAGAAGAGCUUUCAAUGGUGACUAA
Molecule: messenger RNA, 216 nt
Organism: Pediculus humanus corporis (human body louse)
Lineage: Eukaryota; Metazoa; Arthropoda; Insecta; Psocodea; Pediculidae
Exons: 2
Coding region: 1-216 (71 amino acids)
Source: RefSeq, a predicted model, not a curated record